This is a messenger RNA of Elgaria multicarinata webbii, 3621 nucleotides long. RefSeq names its product pitrilysin metallopeptidase 1 (gene PITRM1). The transcript has 27 exons. Gene Ontology annotation, biological process: protein processing. The record is from RefSeq and is a predicted model, not a curated record. Gene Ontology annotation, molecular function: metal ion binding; metalloendopeptidase activity. Lineage: Eukaryota; Metazoa; Chordata; Lepidosauria; Squamata; Anguidae. Gene Ontology annotation, cellular component: mitochondrial matrix. Bases 26 to 3151 code for a protein of 1041 amino acids.
GCCGCCGGGAAGGUCGCGCUGAGCCAUGUGGGGCCGGUUCGGCGCUGCGGGGCGGCGGCUGGCGCUGCUGAGCCUCGCCCGUAUACGUAGUUCCAGAUCGUUCAUUCCAAGUUCAUGGAGAUGGAAGGGCAGUUCCGCUAAUGAAAGAGCCUUGCAAUACAAGACCGGAGAUCAUAUCCAUGGUUUCACAGUGGACCAGGUGACGCCUGUACCCGAGUUUUCCCUAACGGCCGUUAACCUCAGCCAUGAUACAACAGGAGCCAAAUAUUUGCACGUGGCCCGAGAGGAUUCCAAUAAUCUAUUCAGCGUCCAAUUCCGUACCACCCCCAUGGACAGUACGGGCGUCCCCCACAUCCUCGAACACACCGUGCUUUGCGGUUCGCAAAAGUAUCCCGUCAGAGAUCCCUUUUUCAAAAUGCUGAACAGGUCACUCUCCACGUUCAUGAAUGCAUUUACAGCAAGCGACUACACUCUCUACCCAUUCUCAACGCAAAAUACCAAGGAUUUUCAGAAUCUUCUGUCUGUGUACCUGGAUGCUGUGUUUUUUCCUUGUUUGAGACAUCUAGAUUUUUGGCAGGAAGGUUGGAGGUUAGAACAUGAGAAUCCGACAGACCCUCAGACACCGCUGGUCUUCAAAGGAAUUGUUUUUAACGAAAUGAAGGGAGCAUUUACAGACAAUGAGAGACUUUUCUCUCAGCACCUUCAGAACAAGAUUCUCCCUGAUCACACGUAUGCCGUUGUAUCCGGUGGUGACCCGCUGAAGAUCCCUGAUCUUUCCUGGGAGCAGCUGAAGCAAUUCCACGCCACUCAUUACCAUCCCAGCAAUGCAAGGUUCUUUACUUAUGGGAACUUCCCCCUAGAGCAACACUUGAAGCAAAUCCACGACGAAGCACUGAGUCGGUUCCAGAAAUUGGAACCCAACACUGCUGUCCCACGACAAAAACUCUGGGAUAAGCCUAGGGAACACCAUGUGACGUGCGGUACGGAUUCAUUCACUACGGACCCCAAGAAGCAGACGAUGGUCAGCGUCAGCUACCUCCUGUCAGAUAUUACAGAUAGCUUUGAAAACUUCACGCUGAACCUGCUGUCUUCUCUCUUGGUCGGUGGCCCGAAUUCUCCCUUUUAUAAAUCUUUAAUCGAGGCUGGUCUGGGGACAGAUUUUUCACCCGACGUUGGGUUUAAUGGCUCGACGCGCGAAGCUUAUUUCAGCGUAGGCCUUCAAGGGAUUGCUGAGGAAAACAUUGACGCCGUCAAGCAAAUUAUCACUCGAACAAUUGACGAAGUCAUUGAGAAUGGCUUUGAGGACGAAAGGAUUGAAGCCUUACUUCACAAAAUUGAAAUCCAGAUGAAGCAUCAGUCGACCAGCUUUGGACUGGCCUUAACUUCAUAUAUCGCCUCCUGCUGGAACCACGAAGGCGACCCCGUCGACCUCUUGAAGGUUGCUGAGAAAGUGGCUCGGUUCAGGCGGUGCCGGGAGGAGGAUCCCCAGUUCCUGCAGAAGAAGGUCAAGCAGUACUUCAAGGAUAACCGCCACAGACUGCUGCUCUCCAUGAGUCCCGACGCGGCUUUCUAUGACAAGCAAGCGGUGACGGAAGCGGCAAAGCUGAAAGAGAAAGUGGAGGCUCUUUCCGAAGAAGAGAAGAAGCAGACGUUUGAGAAAGGUUUGGAAUUGCUGGGCCUGCAGAGCCAGCCUCAAGACACGUCCUGCCUCCCAGCCUUGCAGAUUUCAGAUAUUGAGCCCAGGAUUACGUUUACUGAGCUGGAGACGGCGCUUACAGCUGAGGAUGUUCCCGUCCAGUACUGUGCGCAGCCCACCAAUGGCAUGGUGUAUUUCCGAGCUGUUUCCAGCCUCAACACCCUCCCGGAAGAGCUCCGUCCUUACGUUCCCCUCUUCUGCAAUGUCAUCACCAAAAUGGGUUGCGGGGCUCUCAGUUACAGAGAGCAGGCUCAAGAAAUAGAUCUGAAAACGGGCGGCCUUUCUGUCGGCCCUCAUAUCACUGCGGACGACUCCCAUCUAGACAUCUAUGAACAAGGUGUAGUCUUCACCUCUCUGUGCCUGGAUAGGAAUCUACCUGACAUGAUGCACAUCUGGAGCGAAAUAUUCAACAACCCCCAUUUUGAAGAGGAGGAACAUUUCAAAGUCCUGGUGAAGAUGACGGCUCAAGAGUUGUCGAACGCAAUUCCCGACUCUGGGCACCUGUACGCCUCGAUUAGAGCCAGCAGAACCCUGACCCCAGCAGGAGAAUUGCAAGAACUGUUCAAUGGCAUGGAGCAGGUGAAAUUGAUGAAGCGCAUUGCUGAAAUGUCCGAUAUCAGGCCCGUGCUCCGCAAAUUGCCGCGCAUCAAGAAACACCUCUUAAAUAGCGACAACUUGCGCUGUUCGGUGAAUGCCACGCCUCAGCAGAUGCCGAAUGCUGUGAAAGCCAUCGAAACAUUUACAAAGGGCCUGGCCAGGAGCAAAAAGGAACGGAAGCCCGUUCGUCCGCAUGUGAUCGAGAAACCUUCGGACGCUAAAGCUGCUGGCAGUGAGGCUCUCGCCUGCUCCCUGAUCACGAGGAAGCUCAUCACGGAUCCCACGUUCCAACCUUGUCAGAUGAAGACCCACUUCCUGCUUCCCUUCCCCGUCAAUUACGUCGGCGCGUGUGUUCGAACUGUUCCCUUCACAGCAUCAGACCAUGCAAGCCUUCGUAUCCUGGCGCGCUUAAUGACAGCCAAAUUCUUGCACAUGGAAAUCAGAGAGAAAGGAGGAGCGUACGGAGGUGGCGCUCAGCUCGCCCAUAAUGGCAUCUUCAGCUUCUACUCCUAUAGGGAUCCAAAUUCGAUGGGUACUCUGGCUACUUUUGACAAAGCUGCCGAGUGGGCCAAGGCAGGCCAGUUCACUCAGCAAGACAUUGACGAAGCCAAGCUGGCUGUGUUUGCAGCCGUGGACGCCCCCGUUGCUCCAUCUGACAAAGGGAUGAGUAACUUCUUGUACGGAAUCUCUGAUGAGAUGAAGCAGAGGCACAGGGAGCAUCUUUUCACAGUCUCCAAGGAUAGCCUGAUGGAUGCAGCCAACAAAUACCUCGCCGCUGGGAAGAGCACAAGAGGGCUUGCUAUUCUUGGACCAGAUAACCCCGACACUGCCAAAGACCCUUCAUGGGUUAUACGAUAAUGCCUGCUGUUGGCUUAGAUGAAAUCAAACACGCCAAUUCAUGUGGCAGACACCAAAAUGACUUUGAAACCUGCUCCUGUAUCAAAGUGCUAUCGGGACGAGAAGCCGUUUGCACUGUGUCAUCUGAAAGAUAUAACCUGAUCUAGUGUUUUUUUUUACUGAAGGAAGAUUUCACCCUAGUGAAAGCCCCCAGUGGCUUUUUUCCAAGAUGAAGCUCUAUGGCCCAACUAAGUCCAACUGGAGCCAUAAUUAGUCCUGACAACUGCUCAUAAUUUUAGCUAAAAUGUGCAGAAUACUUUAGAGGUAUGCAAAUAGUAUUUUGUCAAAGCACAGAAUUAGUUUUCAGGUGGUUUGCCUUAAAUCAUGUCCAUAAAAUAAAACAUCAUGUUUUUAAAGAUAGCUACUUGAUUGACUUUAACGUUCCUCUGUACUCGAAUAUUUUGUGUCUCAACUUCGUGCCAAUAAAUAUG